Messenger RNA from Pteropus alecto (black flying fox), 1102 nucleotides. It is a transcript of the gene CA5A, whose product is annotated as carbonic anhydrase 5A. Bases 1 to 933 code for a protein of 310 amino acids. Gene Ontology annotation, cellular component: cytoplasm; mitochondrion. Gene Ontology annotation, molecular function: carbonate dehydratase activity; zinc ion binding. The transcript is spliced from 7 exons. NCBI's taxonomy places the organism in Eukaryota, Metazoa, Chordata, Mammalia, Chiroptera, Pteropodidae. The record is from RefSeq and is a predicted model, not a curated record.
AUGCUAAGAACCCCGAUGUUGGGCAGGAGCCGUCCCAAGUCCUCAGGUUUCUCCACUUUGACCAAGCAGGUGUGGGGGACCCUACGAAGUCGUCGGCUAACACCGGAGCGACGGUGUGCUCAGCUUCCCUGCGCACAGAGAAGCAGGAUCAACGCCUUACACCCCCUCUGGAAAGGCCUGGCCUUCGUGCCAGGGGGCACCCGGCAGUCCCCCAUCAACAUCCGCUGGAGGGAUAGUGUCUACGACCCCAGUCUGCAGCCCCUCCGGGUCUCCUAUGAUGCGGCGGCCUGCCUCCACAUCUGGAACACCGGGUACCUCUUCCAAGUGGAAUUCGAUGACGCCGCUGAGGGGUCAGGAAUUAGUGGUGGCCCCUUGGAAAACCACUACCAACUGAAGCAGUUCCACUUCCAUUGGGGAGCAGUGAAUGAGUGGGGCUCAGAGCACGCGGUGGAUGACCACGUGUACCCGGCAGAGCUGCAUUUAGUUCACUGGAAUUCUGUGAAAUACCAAAGUUACAAAGAAGCCGUAUUGGGAGAGAAUGGCUUGGCUGUGAUAGGAGUAUUUUUAAAGCUGGGGGCCCAUCACGAAGCACUGCAGAAGUUGGUGGACGUCUUGCCAGAAAUAAAACAUAAGGAUGCUCAGGUGGCCAUGGGCCCCUUCCAGCCCUCCUAUCUGCUGCCCACCUGCCGGAAUUACUGGACCUACCCAGGCUCCCUCACCACUCCUCCCCUAACGGAGUCAGUCACGUGGAUCAUCCAGAAGAAGCCCAUUGAAGUGGCUCCGAACCAGCUGGCUGCAUUUCGCACGCUCCUGUUUUCUGCACUUGGUGAAGAAGAGAAGAUAAUGGUGAAUAAUUACCGCCCCCUUCAACCCCUGAUGAACAGAAAGGUCCUUUCAUCCUUCCAGGCCAUUGAAGAGGGCACCAGAUCUUAAAUUUAUUAUGUUCAAGUCAAUGAUUAGAACUGACUUUAAAAAGAGGAAAUAUUGUUUCCCACGUAUCAUGGUCUGAUCAUCCAUAACCUCUGAAAUUAAAAAGAAAGACAGAGAUCAUUGUUUAGCCAAUGUACUUUUCAGUUGCAAUAAAAAGAAUCACUUCAAAGAA